AUGUUGAGCUUCUUUCGCGCCAAUGGCUUGGAUGUCUUGGAUAAAGAUGAGAGUGGCCGACAAGCCAAAGUAGAGGGCGAUCACUUGAGAGCCCUUCGAGAAUUGGGCCUUUGUGAAGUUCUUCCUAAUUCGCUCUACUUGGGAGGUGCACAAGAUGCACGUGACCUGAAAAAGGCCAACCCCAAAGGCAUUACCCAUGUCCUCAAUGUCUCGGACAUGUACGUCCUUCCGCCGGGCAGCAGCACGAACUUGGUGAGUGAGUGGGACAACUUGUUUGGACCCUGGCAGACGGAGGAACAGUUCGAGGCUGAUCGCGCGGCGAACCCGGACUGCCGACCAUCAGGUGCAUAUUGGAGAUGCAAAGAGUUCUUGAAGGCGGCUUUUGAAGAUCCCAACUCCAAGGUCUUGGUUCACUGCGUGCUGGGUGUGAAUCGCUCAGCAACCAUAAUCGUGGCGUGGCUACUGGAGACAAGGCGAUGGACAGUCGACUACUCGCUGCAAUACGUGCACCAGUGCCGGCCCGUGAUUUCUCCUGCGGAACCGCACAAGGAUAAGAGUGGGGAAAUCACGGAUCAAAGGGCAAAACACCAAACGGAGGAGCAGUUGUUGAGUUUCGCUGCAUCCUUGGGCAUUGAGGAGAAGCACCACAGUUGUGUGAUCACGUGCUCCAAGGCCCGCGUCUUUGGGCAAACGGGUCUGACCAAAGAAGAUGCCGUGCUGGUCAUGGUUUCCAUUGGUAAAUCAAGUUUGUUCUCGUUUUUGGAUGGGGCGCUGCUGCUGAGCAAGUGCUCAAGGAAUUGUUUGGGAGCCAAGUUGUACAGUGCGAGUGGUUUGGUGCCGGCCCAGGUCUCGUUUCAAGGCCUUGAAGCUGUGAGCUGCAUCUCCCACACGUCGCAAGCGAAGGAUUUGCGAGAUGUUUGCACAGCUCUGGACUUUGAUUGCGUGUUGCUCGAUAGCAAUGCUGACAUACUGAAGGCCGCAAGUGGUUUCCGACCAGACUUGAUUGUCUCCGCGUCCUAUCGAAAGAAAAUCCCUGCGAGUGUGUUGAACCUUUGCCGCGAUUGUGUCAAUUUCCAUCCUUCUCUGCUGCCCAAGCAUAGGGGCUGCUGGUCGGGUUUCUGGUGCAUCUUCGAAGGGGACGCAGAGACGGGCGUAACCUGCCAUCGAAUGGUCGAGGACUUUGAUGCGGGGCUGAUUGUACAGCAAGAGCGGCUCCCAUUGGAACCGUCGGAUACAUCUUUUUCAGUGUAUCAGAAACUCUUGCCUGUAACUGCACUUUGUGCCCGCGCAGUGCUCGCGAGAUACUUUUCCACUGGUUUACCACCAGGUGAAGAGCAGAAAGGCGAGAGUUCCUACCACUACAGGAAACUACCCUUUGAAGGCUUGAUACAGCCUGAAUGGUCUGAAACGCAGGUUGAGCGUUUCAUCCGGGCCAUGUAUUUUCCUCCAUUUGAUGGCGCGGCCAUGCUGGUGAACGGUCGGCAGAUGCCCGUGGAAUCACUGGAGGCAACUGACGAUUUUUUGUUCACCUCAACUGAGCCAAGACUUCAACCUCUUGCUCCUUCCAUGGCAUGA
Cladocopium goreaui is the source of this 1575-nucleotide messenger RNA. NCBI's taxonomy places the organism in Eukaryota, Dinophyceae, Suessiales, Symbiodiniaceae. The record is from the annotation of a GenBank genome assembly.